CCACGAAACAAAUCAUGUCGCAGCCGAUCGAAGACGAAGAAGAAGACUACGGACCAUUGCUUAUUUCUCAUUUAGAGCAAAGCGGCAUUUCGGCGACAGACAUCAAGAAGCUAAAAGAUGCUGGAUUCUUCACAGUGGAAGCCGUGGCUUAUGCUCCGAAAAAAGCAUUGCUCGCCAUCAAGGGCAUUUCCGAGACGAAAGCUGAUAAAUUCCUCGCUGAAGCUGCCAAAGUUGUCAAUUUAGGCUUCACUACAGCGAUGGAUGUUCACCAACGACGACAAGAGAUCGUCACCAUCACAACCGGUUCCAAAGAUCUCGACAGAGCACUGGGAGGCGGUAUUGAAACGGGGUCAAUCACUGAAAUUUUUGGCGAGUUCCGUACCGGAAAAAGUCAACUGUGCCACAUGCUCGCCGUCACUGCCCAGCUUCCCAUCAGCUUUGGAGGAGGUCAAGGCAAAUGCUUAUACAUCGAUACCGAAAGUACAUUCCGUCCGAGUCGUAUUCUUUCAAUAGCACAACGGUAUUCAUUAAAUGGAGAAGAAACAUUAGACAACAUCGCAUACGCACGAGCUUACAACACGGAUCACCAAACAUCACUACUUAUUCAGGCAGCAGCUAUGAUGUCGGAGGCAAGGUUUUCGGUGCUGAUUGUGGACAGCGCGAUGGCGUUGUAUCGUACAGAUUAUGCAGGGCGAGGAGAAUUAGCCGCACGACAAAAUCAUUUGGCACAGUUUCUACGGCAUUUGCAGCGAUUAGCAGAUGAGUUUGGUGUAGCCGUAGUCAUUACCAAUCAAGUCGUCGCUCAGGUCGACGGAGCGGCAUCCAUGUUCAACCCGGAUCCCAAAAAACCAGCAGGUGGAAAUAUUAUUGCUCACGCUUCCUGUACAAGAUUAUAUCUUCGAAAGGGACGUGGCCCCAACCGUAUAUGCAAGGUGUAUGACUCACCAUCAUUACCAGAAAAUGAAUGUACAUUUGCCAUCCAGGAAGAUGGUAUUUCAGACGCUGUCGAAAACUAAUUUACCAAUCAAAAAACUGUAAAGCAUCUCAUGAAUAAAUAUAUAAACAAGCAAGCCUCCGGACAAUAUUCC
This is a messenger RNA of Radiomyces spectabilis, 1088 nucleotides long. Its product is annotated as DNA repair protein RAD51. Gene Ontology annotation, cellular component: condensed nuclear chromosome. The record is from RefSeq and is a predicted model, not a curated record. NCBI's taxonomy places the organism in Eukaryota, Fungi, Mucoromycota, Mucoromycetes, Mucorales, Radiomycetaceae. Gene Ontology annotation, biological process: chromosome organization involved in meiotic cell cycle; DNA recombinase assembly; reciprocal meiotic recombination. Gene Ontology annotation, molecular function: single-stranded DNA binding; double-stranded DNA binding; ATP-dependent DNA damage sensor activity. The transcript is spliced from 9 exons. The coding region runs from base 15 to 1016 and encodes 333 amino acids.